Messenger RNA from Gadus morhua (Atlantic cod), 2046 nucleotides. RefSeq names its product melatonin receptor 1A a (gene mtnr1aa). Lineage: Eukaryota; Metazoa; Chordata; Actinopteri; Gadiformes; Gadidae. The transcript is spliced from 2 exons. Gene Ontology annotation, cellular component: plasma membrane. The coding region runs from base 359 to 1411 and encodes 350 amino acids. Gene Ontology annotation, molecular function: melatonin receptor activity. The record is from RefSeq and is a predicted model, not a curated record. Gene Ontology annotation, biological process: G protein-coupled receptor signaling pathway.
CCAAGCGACAGUAUUUGCCAGAGUAGAACCUCCUCGUCUCCGGGUACUUAAUCACAUGUUGGAGGGUGGAAAAUCGUAGCUCAAUGUCCCAUACAUACCAAACAAAGUGAUGGCUCGGGCACUCUGCAAAAGUACAGACGCUUAUGGUAAAGACGCAGAGAGAGAGGCAGAAGUUAUUUCUCGCAGAUCCAACGCAGGAGCAUCUCUCAAAUAGUCCAAGAAGGGAAGAUUAGCGAUGCCGGAGAACACAUCCCCGGUGUCUCCACCAUAUAGUUUAUGUCAUAAUUUGUUUGUUUUUCACGCGCAGAUUGUUAGUUUUACUGAGUGAGUUCCGCGUAAAUUCCGCGUAAUAUAUACAAUGGUUAUAAAUGGGUCUCAUCUGAACAGCUCUCAGGACCCCAAUGGCCACGCACUGAAUCGCCCACCGUGGGUCACUACAACUUUGGGCUGCUUCCUCAUAUUCACCAUCGUAGUUGACAUCUUGGGCAACCUUUUGGUAAUUUUCUCGGUGUAUCGGAACAAGAAGCUGCGAAACGCAGGCAACAUCUUCGUGGUGAGCCUGGCGGUGGCGGACCUGGUGGUGGCCAUCUACCCCUACCCACUGGUGCUCUCCUCCAUCUUCCACAAUGGCUGGAACCUGGGCUACGUGCACUGCCAGAUCAGCGGCUUCCUCAUGGGCCUCAGCGUCAUCGGCUCCAUCUUCAACAUCACCGGCAUCGCCGUCAACCGCUACUGCUACAUCUGCCACAGCCUCAAGUACGACAAGGUGUACAGCGACAAGAACUCGCUGUGCUACGUGCUGCUGAUCUGGGCGCUGACCGUGGUGGCCAUCGUGCCCAACCUGUUCGUGGGCUCGCUGCAGUACGACCCGCGCGUCUACUCGUGCACCUUCGAGCAGUCGGCCAGCUCCGCGUACACCAUCGCCGUGGUCUUCUUCCACUUCAUCCUGCCCAUCAUGAUCGUGUCGUACUGCUACCUGCGCAUCUGGAUCCUGGUCAUCCAGGUGCGGCGGCGGGUGAAGCCCGACAACCGGCCCAAGCUGACGCCGCACGACGUGCGCAACUUUGUCACCAUGUUCGUGGUGUUUGUGCUGUUCGCCGUGUGCUGGGCGCCACUCAACCUCAUCGGGCUGGCCGUGGCCAUCAACCCGGACGGCGUGGUGCCCCUUAUCCCCGAGUGGCUCUUUGUGGCCAGCUACUUCAUGGCCUACUUCAACAGCUGCCUUAACGCCAUUGUGUACGGCGUGCUCAAUCAGAACUUCCGGCGCGAGUACAAGCGGAUCGUGGUGUCCGUGUGCACAGCGCGCAUUUUCUUCUCGGACAGCUCCAACGACGCGGUGGCCGAGAGGCUGAAGAGCAAGCCAUCGCCGCUCAUCACCAACAACAACCGGGUGAAGGUGGACUCGGUCUGAGGCCAUGGACGUCCUGGGUACUGUGGUUGUGUUCUGUGACUCUAAACAGAGGCCACAAGCCCCAACGGAACAACUCUAUGCGAGCGAGAUCUCGCUAGCGGUGGAAGUGAUCAUACAAGGGGUGCACUGUGUGUCUUUUACCAUACACUUUUAUCUCUUCUUUUUUUUCCACUGCCUGCGGUGAAAUAAAUAUACAAAGAUGCCAUUUAGGUUUUUCAUAUUCACUCGAAUUAUGUAAACAUGUCAACAUAUCAUGUUAUCUCUAUUUAUUUUGUAUGAAUUGUUCUGUAGGUAUAUCUAUCUAUAUAUCUAUAUACUAUAUAGAUAUAAAUGCAUAACGAUAUCGAUCUAUAUCUAUGUAUAAAUAUAUUACAUAUCAGGUUUGUUUUACAAAACAACCUUGCUCGUGGUUACUGUCAGAUGUGGGGGUUCGUAAUCAAUAAAGAAUCAAUUAUACAGAAGCACGACAACAUAUUACUCUCAGUGGUGGUCGUGAUAGAGACUGAGUUGUAAGGACUUUGUAUAACGGUGAGACAAUGUUACACUUAAAAGGAACCAACACUGUGGUGCUGUUUUGUGAUGAAAUAAAGUAACUUGUUAGGUGGAAUAAAUAAAUGUCAGAAGAAACAAAUUAA